Molecule: messenger RNA, 2093 nt
Organism: Hirundo rustica (Barn swallow)
Lineage: Eukaryota; Metazoa; Chordata; Aves; Passeriformes; Hirundinidae
Gene: GNAT3
Product: G protein subunit alpha transducin 3
Exons: 8
Coding region: 1-1065 (354 amino acids)
Biological process (GO): sensory perception of sweet taste; adenylate cyclase-modulating G protein-coupled receptor signaling pathway; detection of chemical stimulus involved in sensory perception of bitter taste
Cellular component (GO): photoreceptor inner segment; heterotrimeric G-protein complex; photoreceptor outer segment
Molecular function (GO): G-protein beta/gamma-subunit complex binding; G protein-coupled receptor binding; GTP binding
Source: RefSeq, a predicted model, not a curated record
AUGGGCAGUGGAGCCAGUUCAGAGAGCAAGGAGUCGGCCAGGAGAUCCAGAGAACUGGAAAAGAAACUCCAGGAAGAUGCAGAGAGGGAAGCCAGGACAGUCAAACUACUACUGCUGGGUGCUGGAGAGUCAGGAAAGAGCACUAUUGUAAAGCAAAUGAAGAUCAUCCAUAAAGAUGGUUUCACCUAUGAGGAACGUGUGGAGUUCAGACCUAUUGUUUACAGUAACGCAGUGCAGUCUAUUCUGGCUAUUGUGAAGGCAAUGACUAAGUUAGGAAUCAGUUAUGAAAACCCUGCUAGAAUUGAAGACGAAAGGAAGCUGUGUGCCAUGGCAACAACUCUGGAGGAUGGCAGCAUGUCUUCUGAGCUGGUUGGGCUCAUCAAGCAGCUGUGGCACGACGGUGGGACGCAGACCUGCUUUGCCAGGGCAGCAGAGUACCAGCUCAGCGACUCGGCAGCAUAUUACCUCAACGAUUUGGACAGGCUGGCAACACCAGACUACGUCCCUACUGAGCAAGAUGUCCUGCACUCCCGGGUGCAGACAACUGGGAUUAUAGAGACACAGUUUUCUUUCAAGGACUUAAACUUCAGGAUGUUUGAUGUGGGUGGACAACGAUCAGAGAGAAAAAAGUGGAUUCACUGCUUUGAAGGAGUUACUUGCAUCAUAUUCUGUGCUGCACUCAGUGCCUAUGACAUGGUUCUGGUGGAAGAUAAAGAAGUGAACAGAAUGCAUGAAAGCCUUCAUCUGUUCAACAGCAUCUGCAACCAUAAGUGCUUUGCAGCCACUUCCAUUGUGCUGUUCCUGAACAAAAAAGACCUCUUUCAAGAGAAAAUAACAAAAGUUCACCUUAAUAUCUGCUUUCCUGAGUAUAAUGGAGAAAACACAUUUGAAGAUGCUGCAAAUUACAUCAAGAAACAAUUUCUAGACUUGAACAUAAGGAAACAAGAUAAAGAGAUAUAUUGUCACUUGACCUGUGCCACAGACACACAGAAUGUCAAAUUUGUUUUUGAUGCAGUCACAGACAUAAUAAUCAAAGAAAAUCUGAAAGACUGUGGGCUUUUCUAACCAUUCAUUCUGUUGCUCAGAUCUUCAGUCCACUUUCCUCUCUUCAUCUGAUGUGCUGACUGAAACAAAAAAAAAAAUUCCUCUAGGUAAGAAACAAUAUCAAUUAGGCACCCAUUAGCAUCAGCUGAAGUGUUGGAUACAGCCUAAGCAUUGCAGACCAACACAGACCUUCCAGAUAUCAUAAGAUUAAAAAAAACUUUUCAAGAUGACAGCUGCUGAUAAAUCCUACUGGAAUCAAAGUCACAUUCCUAUUUAAAUCAAUAUCAUAGAAAUAUAGAAUCAUAGAAUUCUUUGGUUUGGACAAGACCUUCAGGAUCAUCUAGUUCCAAUCCCCGUGCCAUAGGCGGCCACAUCUUCCACUAGACCAGGCAAUCAGCACUUCUCAGGAAACAGGGGACACCUCAGUAUCCUGUGUCUUCUAGUCACAGGAUGAAAAAAGAUAAUAUAUCAGAGAACUGACUUAUUUACAAUUGGGGCCUAAAGAAAACUCUAGCUUUAAACAGUAUCAAUACAUAUUUCACGUUCUGUUUUUAUUUGUGCUACAUAAACAACUGAAAGUGACAUGUCAUUCAUUCAACAAAAGCAACCCCCCCAGACUUCGAUGGUGUAUGGUGAAGAGCAGUGCAAAUCUGAAUGUUGAAUUAUACUGUUCUGUCAGAAGAGCUGAGGGACAUAUGCAUAAAAACUGCACACACACGAAACUGACAAAAUUCCCAGUUUGAGAAAAAUUAAACACUGUAAGAUGGAGGCAAGUUUUGUAAAUCCCUAAGGAGGAAAAAAAAAUAUAAUGACUGUCAGUUUCUGCAAAAGCCACAAAGGCAAAUUGAAAUAUUUUUGGGUUUAGAAUUAAAUACAACACUUUCUUAAAAUGCAAUUAAUAAUCCUGCUACUCAACAGAAAUGGCAGCAGUAACUUCUACCACUGCAGAGCAGAUGUAAACCCACCAGUCCUCAUGGCAAAAACACAUCCUUGGGACUUUGGCACAGAGCACCUUUCUCUACACAAAAAUCCUGCUAAUGCAGAACUGC